Messenger RNA from Syngnathoides biaculeatus (alligator pipefish), 3520 nucleotides. RefSeq names its product adhesion G protein-coupled receptor E3. The coding region runs from base 246 to 2966 and encodes 906 amino acids. The transcript is spliced from 25 exons. Gene Ontology annotation, biological process: adenylate cyclase-activating G protein-coupled receptor signaling pathway; cell surface receptor signaling pathway. Lineage: Eukaryota; Metazoa; Chordata; Actinopteri; Syngnathiformes; Syngnathidae. Gene Ontology annotation, molecular function: G protein-coupled receptor activity. Gene Ontology annotation, cellular component: membrane. The record is from RefSeq and is a predicted model, not a curated record.
UCGAGCAAACCUCAAGCCAGACUUGAGACGUUCGAGGACCUCAGAGGCUUGUUGAACCCAACUUCGGGCGCUGUCCUCUGCACGUUACACCCACUGUUCUUCACAGAUUCCCUUGCUGUCUCACUUUGCUAAAAGCCUUUCGGUUUACUCCGAUGUCGCGGUGAUUUUGAAACACAAGUAGUCUCCUGUGUUUGGUUGACGCUCACGAUGAGACGUGCUAAAAGUUUCCAGGACAAUCAUUAAGGAUGCACUGGUUAAUGUUUCCUAAACCAAGUCUGCUUGUGUGUUUUCAUAUCUUAAUAUCAGGUCUUACACUGAAAGCCAGUGCCCUUAUAUAUGAGGAGAUAUCUUAUCUAUACAUACCUGAUGAGCUGCAAUGGGACAGUGCAGACGAACUGUGUUACCAGCGCUUUGGGACCUUAGCCAAUGUGUCCAGUCCAGUUGAGAAGCAAGACAUAAAGAACUAUUUAAGGUCCUUAAACAUCUCUGAAGGGGUGUGGAUCGCUAAGAAAUUCACAACUCAUCUUCAAAGGAACAUCUCUGUCUUUUUGGACUCCAUUUUGGACGUGGAUUCCUUGGAGAAUGAGAGAUUUUCCGUAGAGUUUGUCCAUAGCUCUCAGCCUGAUGAAGAGUGUGACAUUCUUGACCCUGUAACAGGGCGUUUGAGUCACGACAAUUGUGAAUCUUUCAGAGGAGCUGUCUGCCAGUUUAAGAAAGUUGUAGAAGUGUUGGAUGAGUUCCGUUUCCCGAAGACACCAUUAUUCAGCCUGUUGACCCUGUACCCUUUAACAAGUCAUAGUGUCAACUCUUCAUCGGACAGAGAGCUAAACUCACUGCAUCAGCUUACCCGGGCUGUCCUGGAUGUAAUGAAGGAUGGUGGUCCAAAUGUUCUCACCUCCAGUGAUGUCCACUUUCUUUCCCAAAAGAUGAGGAUGGCCUUGUCUGCAUCGGCUAGUAGUCACCCAGCCACCGCUAAUGCAGCAGAGGCCAUGGCGUCUAUUGCUACAGAUUAUGUAAAGAUGUCCAGUGUGAUGCUGGAGCCUCAUGUGGCUCAACAGUGGAUGGGUUCAACAGAUGACGGGAUCAGCAUGGGACCGUUUACUAUUGUCAAUAGCAUUGACAGUCUUACGGAAACUCUGGCAGACAUACUCUCUGCUGAGGGAAAAAGCUUCUCACUUUCUACUAAGAAUAUAGAUGUAUUCAUCAAGAGCCAUAAGUUGACUGAAGGAAGCUGCUGUCAAUCAUUUAAACCAUUUGACAUCAGCUCUAAGAUGGUAAGCGGCAAUGAUCAGGAUGAGCUGGUUAUCCCAGACUCGGAGUUAAGGAGAAUUCAGAAGCUGGGACAUAAGGAUGUGGUGUUUAUUCACACAUAUUACAGCCGUUUGAAUGAGAUUGUAUCGGGUGCAGCAGAGCCUUUUCUGAGCCAACAAGAUAAAGUGAAAAGAACUCUCUCAGGUCACCUAGCUUCUGCUGUCAUAUCAGCCACUCUCCGUGAUGCUUCAAAGGCCCAAACAAUCCCUGUUGCUGUCAAGUACACGCUGUCCUCAUCUCAUGAGAUGGCGUUUGCACAGAGAUUUUCCCCAGUCUGUGCCUUUUGGAAUUUCAGCUUGAUAAAUAAUCAAACCAGUGGCUGGUCCAAUGAUGGCUGCAGUGUGAUCUUUGCUGGCUCUGGUGUUACUUCUUGUGUAUGCAACCAUACCACAAACUUUGCAGUGUUGAUGAAUUAUUUAAAACCAAAGUGGAGUACCGAAGAAGAGCUCGUUUUGACCAAGCUAACAUUCAUCGGCUCGGGAGCAUCUUUGUGUGCUCUGGUGGUGACAUUAAUGCUGUUCACUGUGUUGGAUAUACCUCGAUCUGACAGGACAUCCAUCCAUAAGAACUUGUUUAUUGCUCUGAUCUGUGCUCAAGUGAUUCUGCUCUGCAGUGGCUCAGCCAUUCACAACAAGGUUGCGUGUACACUUGUGGCAGCAUUGCUUCACCUGUUCUUCAUGGCUGCCUUCAGCUGGAUGCUGGUUGAGGGUCUGCUGCUUUGGAGCAAGGUGGUUGCUGUCAACCUCAGUGAAGAAAGACACAUGAAGUAUUAUUAUCUCAUCGGCUGGGGUCUGCCAGUGCUCAUAGUCACCAUCACACUAGCGUCGGCCUCAGGCAAAUACUUGGCGGAUGGCUACUGUUGGCUCAGUGUCCAGAACGGUGUCAUCUGGGGCUUUGCUGGGCCUGUCAUCUUCAUCAUUAUGGUCCUUCUCACACAGAGUGAAGCGGCUGAACACCACUUAACUGUCACAUGCUGUCGGGUUCAGCAACUGGCAUUUGUAAAUGUCAUGGUACUUACCAGGGUGGUGGUCAUCACUAUCUCCACAGCCAAGAGGAGGUCCAUUAUGUUGGCAAUGGGUGCCAGUCCAGUGGAACAAACCUAUGAGCAAGUUAGGGCUGCUGUUAAAGCAGUUUUGGUUUUGCUGCCCAUUCUUGGAUUGACAUGGCUGUGUGGUGUUCUGGUGCCUUUCUCCAUUGUCAUGGCCUACAUCUUCAUCCUCCUCAAUUCCCUCCAGGGUCUGUUCAUCUUCCUGAUAUAUGGGGUGUACAACACAGAGGUUCGGACCACGGUCAACAGGAUCAAGGAAAGGAGAAAGGCGCUUAAUUUUUCAAACUGUGCCAGUACCCGUCCAUCCAGCUCAGUCACAAGCUCUCGUCCAAUCAGUUUGCCAGCAGGAACAACCCCGAACCAGGAAGAAGGAACCACAUGCCAUAACUGCAACACCCCAGGCCAGCAGAAGGAGGAAGACAGUACCACAUCUCAGCUGCCCAUUCCUUGUGUUCCAAGGGAGUCCAAUUUCUCCACCCAAAGUGUUACAGGCACUCGUCUGCAUAGAAAGACGCUCCCUCCUGUACAAGCCGAAGCGUCCCCAGCUAGUUGCAGUCUCGGCAUCCCGAUGGAGUUGGAGUUUACCGCUUCUUGCUUCUCAACAUAGAAGACGUUCAGCUUCAUUUUAGAAGAGGCGAACUACUCCAAGGGGCGUCAAAUCCAAAUUGUGAGUUGUUUGUGUGAUGGAUGUUUGCUUUUUACCAUGGCCUAACUUUUACUAAUGUCAAUGGGGGUUUUAUGUUUUCGGAAUCGGAAUGGUCACUUUUUUAAUAAGGGCUCUGCAUCAGUACUGUCCCAAAUUGGGUUUUGAUGGGAAAGUUUGUAUUUUACAUGAAAUAAUGGAGCAUCUUUGUGAAUCGGUUGUGUACGAUAAUGUACAUUCAGUAUGUAGCGGUUGUGUUUUAGACUUAAUGAGGCUACUCUUUUAUUACGCUUGUUAAUAAACAUCGAAGAUUAAUAUGUCAAAUGAGUACAGCAAUAAUGUGUAUAAUCCUUACAGCUGUGUGUCAAACAAUAAGAAACAAAGUAAUUUGGCAUCUCACAAUUGAUAGCAAUACUGUACAGGAAGCAAAUGGGAUUUUCUUAGUUUUUGAAGUUCUUAGUCUUUACUUUUGGCCCUCCAAUGUUGUUGUGCUCGUACUGUGACAAUAAAAACCUUUU